AUGUCCGCAGAUGCGCUCAUCGAGGAAUUCGAGGUAACAUAUCGUGCAUCGCUCGUAGCAUUACUCAGCACGCGUGAUGCUAGGUCUUGGAAGCCAUAUACCCGUCAGAACUCACUAGUUGGUGCUUUUUGCGCGCUCGGUAAUUAUGAUCAAACCUACGUCCAAGAAAUCUCGGAAUCGGUCAUCGAAAUUGAUGUCGAACCAGAAGAAGACAUGGAGAGCGUAGAGCUCAUCAAACUCAAGCUACAAGUCGCGUACGGACCCGACUAUCCAGAUGUACUUCCCCAAUUAUCACUCCACCCUCUCGACGACGGUGGUGAGAUCGAUGACGAAGAAAUUGCAAUGCUACUCAAGGAUCUCUACUCGGUGGGCGAAGAAAAUCUCGGAAUAGCCAUGACAUUCACAUUAGUGUCCCAUCUACGAGAGCGCCUAGCUGCAUUCGUAAAGGAGCGGGCGGAGAGGAUACGCAAGGAAGAAAUGGAAAAGGAACGACUGGCGAUUGAGGCAGAGGAGGCUAGAACUCGUGGGACUGCUGUUACUCAUGAAUCUUUCAAGGCCUGGAAAAUCAAGUUUGACCAAGAGCAAGCGGCAGCCAAGCGCGCUAAUGAUGAGGAGAAAUUGCGGGGACUGACAGCCAAAGAACGCGAGGAAAGCAGGCGUGCUGCAACACGUCUCUCUGGCCGACAACUAUUCGAGGGCAAUCGUAAUCUGGAGGAAGAUAGUCUGAUGGAGGAAGGCACCGUCUCUGUAGACGUGAGCCAAUACGAUCGCUCAAACCGGGACGAUGAGCCAGAGGAGGAAGAGGGCAUCACGUUUAGCGACAGCGAUUGA
Molecule: messenger RNA, 831 nt
Organism: Mycena indigotica
Lineage: Eukaryota; Fungi; Basidiomycota; Agaricomycetes; Agaricales; Mycenaceae
Product: RWD-domain-containing protein
Exons: 5
Coding region: 1-831 (276 amino acids)
Biological process (GO): cytoplasmic translation
Molecular function (GO): protein binding
Source: RefSeq, a predicted model, not a curated record